AUGGGUCUCCUGGCGCAGUUCACUCUGCUCCUGUGGAAGAACUUCACUCUCCGAAAGAGACAAAAGGUGCGGCUGGUCGUUGAAGUUGUAUGGCCUCUGUUUCUCUUCGUCAUCCUGGUGUUAGUGCGGUCCACCAAUAAGCCUCUUUAUAAAGGCCAAUGCCACUACCUAAAUAAAGCCAUGCCGUCGGCAGGCGUGCUUCCCUGGCUUCAAGGUAUGACGUGUAACAUCAACAAUCCCUGUUUGAAAUAUCCAACGCUGGGGGAGACACCAGGCCAAGUCAACAACUUCAACAGCUCCAUAAUUUCCGGGAUGUUGAUAGAGCUGCAAACCGUCCUCGUGAACAGAUCUAUUCUCAGCAAUGCACAGUUGUUGGCUGAUGACCUCGACCAGUGGGGUUCAGUCCUGUCGCAGACUAACCCUGGAGAUGCUCAACCACUGAUCCUAAGGAGUAUUCUCAGAGACAAUGAAACUCUCUCUACUCAUUUGAAAGAGAAUUUAUCGCUGCCAUCAACGGUGGUCCAAAGCCUCAUGAAUGCCGAGAUUAAAUUCAAUCCAAUGAUGGGCAUCCCAAGGCCAGGCAACCUGAAGAGCGUCCUGUGUGAAGGGACAGACCUGGACCAGUAUAUCCAAUUUAGCAGCCGAGCUGAAAAAGAGGCUUUUCAAAAUGUCAGCUGCUCCCUCGACCCACAGCAACUGAAUAAUGCCCAGCAAGUACUCCUGCAAAACCUGGACGCGAGGAAAGUGCUUUCUAAGGUACCUUCAGCUUUGAAUCCAAAUGUAACGGACACAGUCACACUGAUGGGGAAAACCACUCAACAUGCAUUACCAGUGAUUGAAGAGAUGGCCAGAUUGCAGAACUCCAUGAUCUUUAAGGCUGCUGGUUCUUUGGAUUUCCAAAAUAACAUGAUUGGCAGUAUCAAUAUGCUCCUUUGUGGAAAGAAGUCUGACAUCAGUUUGGCCUCACCAAGACGGAUGGAUAACAAGAUGUCUGUCAUUAUUACAAGCAACAGUUCCGAUGCUUUUUGUCAGAAUCUUGUCGACACCCUGGAGGGCACACCUGGUCUGCGCUACAUUUGGAGCACCUUCAAGCAGUUAUUGCAAGGGAAAGUCCUCUACACACCUGAUACACCGGCUAUCCGCCUCAUCGUGAAAGAGGCAAAUAGCACAUUCAAUUCCUUGGCUAUGCUCAAAGAGCUCGCAGAUUUGUGGGAUGAAAUCGGGCCACGUAUCUCGGAUUUUCUUCAAGAUAGCCGCCAAGUCAACACAUUACGGGCUUUGUUGGCAAAUCCAGUGGUUGCUGUUGUCCUCGACCGGAGUAUCAACAACACGGGAUGGACAAGCGAGCUGCUGGCCAACUUCCUGUACAACGGGCUUCCAGAGGAUCGUCCAGCCGGCAUGCCGCCUUACGACUGGCGGAACGCUUACAACGCCACUUCCGAAAUCAUGAAGCUUCUCUCCAAAUUCCUCGGCUGUUUAGACCUGGAUAAGUUUGAGGCAGCCCCCACCGAAAGCCAUCUGGUGAGCAGAGCACAGGAGCUUCUGAAGAAUGGUACGUUCUGGGCUGCCAUUGUCUUUGAAAACCUCCAGUCCAACUCCAGCCACCCCUCUCCGUAUGUCAAAUACAAAAUCCGCAUGGACAUUGAGAAUGCAGAGCGUACCAACAAAGUGAAAGACAAGUUAUGGUCUCCCGGGGCUCGAGACAACCCCUUUAACGACAUGCGCUAUGUAUGGGGAGGAUUCGCCUACCUGCAGGAUAUGAUGGACCAUGGUAUUAUACGAGCACAAACGCCAAAGGCCCAACCACUUGGUGUUUUUGCACAGCAAAUGCCAUACCCCUGCUUCGUGGAUGACGUGUUCCUCCGGUUUCUGGCAAGCUCCCUCCCCUUAUACAUGACUUUAGCCUGGAUAUACUCAGUGGCCAUGAUCAUUAAGGGCAUCGUCGCAGAGAGAGAGGCGAGGCUGAAGGAGACCGUGAGGAUCAUGGGCCUCAGAGGUUCCAUCUAUUGGCUGAGCUGGGCAGUGUCCAGUCUGUUGCCGCUGGCCUUCAGUGCCCUCCUGCUUUGCCUUAUACUGAAGUAUGGCAAAGUGCUGCAAUACAGCGACCCCUCGGUAAUCUUCGUCUUCCUGCUGGUGUUCUGCCUGGCCACCAUCACUCAGUGCUUCUUCAUUAGCGUCUUCUUCUCUAAGGCCAAUUUAGCAGCGGCGUGCGGUGGCCUCAUCUACUUUGUCCUCUACCUGCCACACCUCCUUUGCUAUGCCUGGAGGGACGUCAUGGCUUUUCAGGCCAAGGUUGGAGUGAGUUUGUUGUCAUGUGUGGCCUUUGGCUAUGGCUGUGAGAACUUUGCCAAGUUCGAGGAGCAAGGCAUCGGCAUUCACUGGUACAACAUCAACAAGAGUCCGGAAGAGGGAGAACGCUACACCUUCAUCGUGUCCAUCCUCAUGAUGCUCUUUGAUGCUGCCUUCUACUGGGUGCUCACCUGGUACAUUGAGAAUGUCUUUCCAGGCCAAUAUGGAAUCCCCAAGCCAUGGUACUUCCCAUUCACUGCAUCCUACUGGUGUGGGACAGCUUCAGCGAUUAAUAUUGACGCCGCCGUGCUGAAGAACUCCACUGAACAUAAUGAGUACCUGGAGAAUCCUACACCCAAUAUGAAAGCAGGGGUCUCAGUCCGCAAUCUCGUUAAAAUAUACAAGACCGGAAAGAAGCUCGCUGUGGACGGACUGAGUAUGGACUUCUAUGAGAAUCAGAUCACAUCUUUUCUUGGCCACAAUGGAGCCGGGAAAACGACCACAAUGUCAAUUCUGACAGGAAUGUUCCCACCUACAUCAGGAACAGCGCUCAUCAACGGAUAUGACAUCCUCACUGACAUGGACAGCAUCCGAAAGUACUUGGGAAUGUGCCCACAGCACAAUGUCUUAUUCGAUAAUAUGACAGUGGAGGAGCAUAUCUACUUCUACGCCCGGUUGAAAGGACGCAGCCGCGCCGAGGUGACAAUUGAGAUAGACCAGAUGAUUAAGGAUGUCGGUUUGCCACAUAAGCGGAAGGAUCUGGCGAAGAACUUGUCAGGUGGGAUGCAGAGGAAGCUGUCCGUGGCUAUAGCAUUUGUCGGCGGCUCAAAAGUCGUCAUCUUAGAUGAACCCACAGCAGGAGUGGACCCCUACGCCCGCAGAGGCAUCUGGGAACUGCUGUUAAAAUACAAACAAGGUCGCACCAUCAUAUUGUCUACACACCACAUGGAUGAGGCAGACAUCUUAGGCGAUCGCAUUGCCAUCAUCUCGCAUGGCAAGAUGCGUUGCUGUGGCUCCUCCCUCUUCCUAAAGAAACUUUUUGGCAGUGGCUACUACCUCACUCUGGUCCGAGAUGGGACUGAGAAGAUGACAGCUCAGCGUCGUGGUAUCAUACACCAUCAGACUAAAGAGGAGGAAGACGGUCCUUCGAGGAGCAGCAGCCCGGAUGAUGGCAUCGGCAGCCAGAGCUGGGAUAACUCUGAUCCCUCAGGGAUGACAGCUCUGGAUCAAAUUGUGCAGCGCCAUGUCCCUAAAGCGGUCUUCUUGGAGAGCAUCGGUCAAGAGAUAACUUACAUACUGCCUUACAGCGGAGCCAGAGAUGGGACCUUUGCUCUGCUGUUCCAAGGGCUUGACCUGGCCAUGGCUGACCUUGGCCUGACCAGCUACGGCAUCUCUGACACCACGCUGGAGGAGAUAUUUCUUAAAGUGGCAGAAGAUACUGGAGUGGAUGCAGAAAUACCAACAACAAAGGAGCUGUUGGAGAGAGACUGCAGAAGAGGCUCCCGCACAACCAAGCGGAACAGCAUCGCCAGCGUCCACAAGAACACAGAGCCGCUCUCUGAAAGGAGUGAUUUAAAGGAAAGGUUCACAAGUAAAGUGGAAGACUUAAAGAAGAAAGCCAGUGUCAAUGGGAAGGGAUCCAUGGUCAUCACCGGAUGGGAGCUGAUCAGGAGGCAGUUCCUGGCGCUUUUUAUCAAGCGCUUCCACCACGCCCGAAGGAGCCGCAAGGGACUCAUUGCCCAGGUUGUCCUGCCUGCUGUUUUUGUGUGCCUGUCUCUGAUCUUCUCGCUCAUCAUCCCACCGUUCACUGAAUAUCCGAGUCUGGAGCUGCAACCCUGGAUGUAUGAUCUGCCUCAAACCACCUUUUACAGCAAUGAUGGGCCAGAUAAUGUGACGUUGGCUAAGGUGGUGGAAACCUUGGUGAACAAGCCUGGCUUUGGCAGCCGCUGCAUGGAUGGAGACCCAAUACCGAUGCUACCUUGUUCUUCCAGUGGCUCUGAUUGGUUCACUCCAUCCGUGGAUCAGUCUGUCGCUGACAUCUUCCUCAAUGGGAACUGGAGCAUGUCUAACCCCUCCCCCUCCUGUCAGUGCAGCACACCUAAACGGACAAUCAUGUUUCCUGACUGUCCACCUGGAGCAGGAGGGCUCCCUCCACCUCAGAGGAUCCAGAACACAACAGACACAUUGUUGGAUCUAACUGGACGGAACAUGACGGACUUCUUGAUCAAGACUUUUGCACAGUCGGGUAAAAAAAGGUACGGAGGCAUCUCUGUCGGAGGCGUCAACUCCCAAGUCCGUAUGAGCGAGGCCGAAGUGGAAGCUUCAUUCAGGGAUCUAAAAGAACUAUUACGCUCCUCUCAGGAUAAUUUGACUGACCAGAUCCUCCAAAAGUCUGAGACGCUGCUGAAGAAACUGGGAACCAGGGACAACCUCAAGGUGUGGUUCUACAACGAGGCAUGGCACGGCAUGGCGUCCUUCCUCAGCGUGGCAAACAACGCCAUCCUGAGGGGAAAUCUGCCGGCAGGACAGGAUCCCAGCCAGUACGGCAUCUCUGUGUCCAAUCACCCCCUCAACCUCACCAAGGAGCAGCUCUCCUUUGUAGCUAUGGCCACAACCUCUACUGACGUGAUGGUGUCCAUCUGCGUUAUCUUUGCCAUGUCCUUCAUCCCUGCCAGCUUUGUCCUCUUCCUCAUCCAAGAGAGGGUGAACAAAGCCAAACAUCUGCAAUUUGUCAGUGGAGUAAACCCAACUAUCUAUUGGUUGGCCAAUUUUGCCUGGGACAUGUGUAACUACAUCAUCCCAUGCUUGAUUGUGAUCGUGAUCUUCCUCUGCUUCCAACAAGAAGCCUACGUUUCACUUGCUAACCUGCCUGCUUUGGUUCUGCUGCUUAUUUUGUAUGGGUGGGCCAUCACCCCCAUGAUGUACCCCGCCUCCUUCUUCUUCAGCGUGCCCAGCACAGCCUACGUGGUGUUGACAUGCAUCAACCUCUUCAUCGGUAUUAACGGCAGCAUCGCAACCUUUGUUUUGGAGCUCUUUGAUGAUGACAAGGUCUCCCGCAUCAAUGACAUCGUGAAAAAUGUGCUGCUCAUAUUCCCACAUUUCUGUCUGGGCAGAGGACUUAUUGACAUGGCCAAGAACCAGGCGAUGGCCACCCUCUUCAGCAAUUUUGGGGAAGACCGUUUCCAAGACCCACUCAGCUGGGACAUGGUGGGAAAGAACCUUUGUGCGAUGUCCAUCCAGGGAGUUGUCAUGUUUGCCACCACAAUCCUCAUCCAGUAUAAGUUUUUCUGCAAACCAAGACUGAUUUCAGGAAAAUCCUCAUCUCCAGAGGAAGAGGAUAUUGAUGUUGCUCAGGAACGCAAACGCAUGUAUGAAGGCAAGGCCCAGGAAGACCUUCUGAGGGUCUACGACCUCACCAAGGUAUACUCUCGGAAGAGCACCCCUGCUGUGGACGGGCUAUGUGUGGGAGUACCUGCCGCAGAGUGUUUCGGCUUGCUGGGAAUCAACGGGGCUGGGAAAACCACCACGUUCAAGAUGCUGACGGGAGACAUCCCAGUCUCCAGUGGAGAGGCCUUCCUAAAUGGAUACAGCAUACGAACAGAAAUGAGGGAGGUGCACCAGAACAUGGGCUAUUGUCCCCAGUUUGAUGCCCUUGAUGAACUGCUGACUGGACGAGAGCAUCUGGAGCUUUACGCCAGAUUACGAGGGGUACCAGAAAAAGAGGUCACCAUGGUGGCCGAGUGGGGCAUCCAGAAAUUGGGGCUGGUCAAAUAUUCCAGCAAGUCGGCAGGAACCUACAGCGGUGGGAACAAACGCAAACUUUCGACAGCGAUAGCCCUGAUUGGUUGUCCGCAAGUGAUUUUCCUGGAUGAACCGACAACUGGGAUGGACCCCAAAGCCCGGCGCUUCCUGUGGGACUGCAUCCUCAGCGUCAUCAAAGAGGGACGCUCAGUCAUCCUCACAUCACACAGUAUGGAGGAGUGUGAAGUCCUGUGCACACGCAUGGCCAUCAUGGUCAAUGGUUGCUUCAAGUGUCUCGGAAGCAUCCAGCAUCUCAAGAGCAGAUUUGGUGACGGCUACACGGUGAUUGUGAAGGUCGGUGGCUCUUCUCCUGCAUUGAAGCCGGUAGAGGAGUUCGUCCAGCAGUCCUUCGUGGGCAGCGUCCUGAAGGAGACGCAUCACAACACUCUGCAGUAUCACUUCCCGUACGCACAGGGGGCUUUGGCCAACAUCUUCAGCCAGUUCACCCGGCAUCAGCAGAGGCUGGGUGUGGAGGACUACUCCGUGUCCCAGACCACGCUCGAUCAGGUCUUUGUUAACUUUGCGAAGCACCAGCACGGGGAGGAGAACUCUCAGGCCUAUGACAACGCAGUGGACACUUCAGAUGAGAUGCCAAUGAAGUCUAUGAAGACCUCCCAAGAAGCAGAGAUGGCAUAACACCCAUUAUACACAUGAUACACAUUACAAUGACAGCGAUAUACUUCAAUCAAGCUUAAAUUAGUGUCAUUUCCAACAGCAGAAGAAUGGGCUCAACCUUUUUGCUCGGCAUUGUUUAGUCGCUGAGACCACCCAUGACUGGCAUUGGUCAACGACGUCAUGUACUGUACUUGUUUGUGUUGUUUCUAUAACCACCCUUGCAUAACCGUCCCUAACACAACUCAUCUCCAUCUCAAGUUACAGUGAGUUUACACUGCAAAAUCGUUUAUGCUCUCGGGCGUUCUGUAUAGCCUUCAAAUAUUUAUUCUCCUGCAGAUCACACUUUGGUCAGUUAAUGCUGUCUCUGCAAAGUCAACACCAUAGACGAUAGAAUAUGGAUGUAGUCUCCAUAACCUCUCCCACAGGUCUCUGAAGAGCUGUUGCAAAGCCCAGAGUCUGCGCCUCAGGCGGUCUCCAUCUUGGGCAAAGAGGUGGCUCGUCGGAGGAACUGAAGUUACAGCGAGGGAACGGGUACGGCACCCACCUGCCCUCAAUCACGUUCAGCUUUAGGCCUUAAUAUAAUUCAAACGGGUGUGUUGUAUAAAGAGUUAACCCCCGUACAGAUGAAAGAUGAUGCAAACAAGUUUGCUCAAGUUUCGGUUGGGAUAAUUCUGUCCUCCCAAACAUAUCAGUAGGGACACGACCCUACCGGUCGCAUGCAGACCUAGAUCCUUCUAUUCCAUUUCAGAUGUCAGCUUUAGUUUGGAAUAUAUUGCUGACCUCAGCAUAGUGGAGGAGAGUGGAAGGACCAAAUAAUCUUCCAAAAGCAUCUUACUUUGCACAAUAUUUAGAACACCUCAGGGUUGAACUUCAAAUGUAAUUAUGUUUGAGAUAUUUAGUUGUUUAUAAUGAUCAUAUUCUGAAAUGCAAAACGGUGGAAUAGAGAGGAGCUUGCCCUGAUGUUUUAGAUAGGUUACAUACAUAUACAUAUCGAUACAUACCUACAUGUAAGAAUGUUUAACAACUCAUUGAUACACAGUUAGGUCUAACCUCAUAUUGUAAUUUUCUAAAAGGUACGUCAAUGAUUGAUUUUGCUAAAAAAAGAAAGAGGUUAUAAUAGCAACUCUGUGUGAUGUGCUGCCUUUCAACACUUGAAUGAGCCUCCAAUCGGCUGUAGAUGGUGUUUAAUCAAAGACAUUGAGGUUUACAGCAGCGGAACGAUGAGUCAACCAGCUGUUAAAACAUGUUGGGUCUGCAAGAAAGACAACACAUCCCAUGUGUGCUUACAGAUGACUCAUUUCUAGAGCCUUUGUGACUGUAACUGCAGUUACAGUCACACAUGUUGUCACAAUGUGCCUUUUAAACAUGUGUGGAAAGCCUUUGGAAAUCAAUGGGCCCAAGCAGCACGUCUUGUUUUCUAUGUUAAAGAAAUACUUCACCACAAAACUAUUUGCAUAUCAGUUACUCACCGUGUGAGAUCAUGAGUUCUUGAAGAAAUACAUGUUUGGGAAAUAGUGAGCAUACAACUAGAUCAAUGGGACUUAUUCUGCACGAGUGGUGUGGGAGUUUGUAAAGCGAUGUUGUAAUAUAGUAAAGACGGGAUGAGUAAUUGAUUUUAAAACAGUCAUUUUGUGGGUGAAGUGUAACUUUCAGAUGUGUAAAAUGAUAUUGAUGUAAGACCACCUUAAGUUCCUGUUCUAUCAAGUUUACAAUUUACAUAAAUGCAAUCCAAAAUGAUAAUGUUUCUAAUUUUUGGGAAACUGUAAUAUAGAAUUUAUGUCAUCAAUGUUUUAAUACAAUUACACAACCUAUCUGUAAUAUGUGCAAUCUUGCCUCAGGAAUAUCUCCAUUGAAAUGUAGAGAAUGGUUCAUAGCUCGAUUAUUUUCAACAUUACCUUCUGUACUGUAACAGUGAGAGGCCGUAAUGGCCUUUGAUUAUAAACCUGACGCUGCUCACAUUACUUUGCACUUAGUCCAGAAUGUGAAUCCUUUCUCAGUUCAUGCCUCACCAGUUUAUUUUGAGAACUUGACGUCAUUGUUCUGCUGUGCUCAGAUGACUGUCAUGCCGGUUGCAAAGAAUAAUAAAUCCUAUCUCCACUGAAUCCUGCCAAGACAAAUUAAACAUUUGCACAAAUUGUAAUGUGACUUGGACUCACAGUUUUGCACAUUGCUUUAUUUGCACAGAGAGUUCCACUUUCUACAUGCGGUUUUAUUGUCUUUCUUUUCACUCCUUUGUGUCUUUCACUUUGAGUGUCGCGUUAGGCUGCAGACUCCAUCACACGUCCAUCCUUUAACUGAGACCAUGGGAUGCCAGAUACUGAUUGCACCAGAGUGGGAAAGGCAUUUUGUAUUUCACAUUUAGUGGGGUAGGAGGGAUAUUUUGUCUGCCAGAUGCCUGAGGAUGAAUUGGUUUUCUUGUCAAACUAUAUUACACGGAUACUUUUACUGUGUUUCUUUUGUUAUGUUCCUUUUAUUGCAGCAAAUUCAAAACCAGUAUUCCUUCUGUUAGUUUUCUUUCGAUCUUGUUUAUAUAUCACAACAUAUCUCGCUCUUGUUUUGAAACAGCUCUCCUAACAAUAAUUUGUGUUUCUGUGAUUUUAAAUACAUUUCCAACACUGAUAUCCUGUUUUUUCCUUCUGGAUUAGACAGUCAACAUUUUUCUGCUCUACUUUUCCUUCUAAAUUAUAGAGAUACAUUAUGUAUUUUUUAUUUUCCCUCAGCUACACAUGUGUUUGUUUGUGUUUCUUGGGAGUGGCAGUCCGGGGGGUUUGAGGAUAGCUG
Messenger RNA from Pseudoliparis swirei, 9486 nucleotides. Its product is annotated as phospholipid-transporting ATPase ABCA1-like. The record is from RefSeq and is a predicted model, not a curated record. Bases 1 to 6726 code for a protein of 2241 amino acids. Gene Ontology annotation, biological process: transmembrane transport; lipid transport. The transcript has 49 exons. NCBI's taxonomy places the organism in Eukaryota, Metazoa, Chordata, Actinopteri, Perciformes, Liparidae. Gene Ontology annotation, cellular component: membrane; intracellular membrane-bounded organelle. Gene Ontology annotation, molecular function: ABC-type transporter activity; lipid carrier activity; ATP binding.